Molecule: messenger RNA, 1862 nt
Organism: Suillus discolor
Lineage: Eukaryota; Fungi; Basidiomycota; Agaricomycetes; Boletales; Suillaceae
Product: multidrug resistance protein 4
Exons: 12
Coding region: 97-1593 (498 amino acids)
Biological process (GO): transmembrane transport
Molecular function (GO): transmembrane transporter activity
Source: RefSeq, a predicted model, not a curated record
GUAAUACUUGCUCAGUCAGGUUAUCGUCUGCUAUUUAAGAGUCUUUCCAGGACAUGUGUUAUCGUACCUGCCUACCACUCGGUGUAACGCUGGUCCAUGUCGGGCUCUCCAACCACCGUUUCUUUUGCUCACCGAAAUCAUUCGAAUGAUAUUCAUGCCAUGAAAAGCGAUCAAGUCAAGUCUACUACCGACGUCGAGGAUACUCACGACAAAGACUACGAUUGGGAACUCCACCCUGCGAACCCCAGGAAUUGGUCUCCCGCAAAAAAAUGGACAACGACUACGCUUGUCGCACUGUACACAUUUGUUACGCCGUUAGCAAGUUCUAUCAUGGCACCUGGUUUACUCGACAUCGCCGUCAAAUUUGAUAUAACCAAUCCAACAGUCAUAGCGUUGACUCUAAGUAUCUUCCUUCUGUCGUUUGCCAUCGGCCCUUUAUUUGCGGCACCCUUGUCUGAAGUGUAUGGUCGUGUAUGGGUGCUCCACCUAGGAAACCUCUUCUUUUUCUUCUUUAAUCUUGGCUGUGCCUUGUCAUCCAACACUACAUCCUUCAUUGUUUUCCGCUUUCUAGCUGGAUUAGCGGGAAGUCCACCCAUAGCAUGCGGCGGAGGCGUCGUGAGCGACCUCUUUUCGGAACGUGAUCGAGCAUCAGCUGUUGCAUUGUACAGCAUCGGACCCUUGAUAGGCCCUGCUAUCGGUCCCGUUAUGGGAGGUUUCAUCGCAGAAUCAAUUGGUAUACAAUAUGUCUUCUAUGUCGUUAUCGCGAUGUCAGGCAUUGCCGCGAUGAUCGGCAUUCCUCUCUUGAGAGAAACCUAUGCACCACUUAUCAGGCUUCGUCUGGAUAACAUGGCUCUGGAUCCCGAAAAGACAACCGUGGGACAUCCUACCCUCCAAGGCGAGAUGAGCAAAUGGGCCUACUUAUGGCUCAACCUCAAGCGACCGAUCAUACUGUUGACCCGGAGUUUUAUAUGUUUUAUCCUGAGCUUGUAUAUGGCUCUGUUAUACGGUAUCUACUACUUGAUGUUUUCUACUUUCCCCGACCUCUUUUCGAAGGUGUACCACUUCAGCACUGGAAUGGGAGGUCUGACGUACCUCGGAACAGGCGUUGGAUUUCUAGCCGCCACUUUGUUUGGCGCCAGGGUUUCAGGAAAGAUAUACAUAUACCUUGCUGCCAAAAAUGGAGGGCAGGGUAAACCCGAGAUGCGCAUACCUGCCCUGAUAUUCGGCUCGUUAUUUGUCCCAGUGGGACUAUUUUGGUAUGGCUGGUCUGCCCAAGCCGAGGCUCAAUUCAUGAUGCCCAUCAUUGGUACCGCUAUCUUUGGAUUCGGUUUGAUGACAAGUUUCCUCCCUAUUCAACUUUAUCUCGUGGAUACGUUCACCUAUGCUGCAAGCGCUACUGCAGCCGCGUCUACGUUCCGUUCACUCCUUGGUUUCGCAUUCCCUUUGUUUGGAGAACAGAUGUUUGCGGCACUCGGCUAUGGUGGAGGCAAUUCCCUGCUUGCAGGCAUUGCCAUAGUCAUUGGCAUACCCUUUCCAGUGUGGAUAUACUUCGCCGGCGAACGUAUGCGCACGAAUAGUUCCUUGGCCCGUUGAUUUUUCCCUUCUUCUCACCAUCGUGAAAGUGUGAUAAUCCUCAACCCCUUCAGAAGCACCAAGUCACGAUAGCCCCAAUAGGAUUACACCCGCUUACUACAUCGUGGAGUGAUUCGUGGUUGUUAAUAACAGUAGAAUCAUCGUCCACCUCCGAAUCAUCUAUGGACACUUGUCAUGCAGAAAUAGUGUAUUUUUUCCUUCGUAGAACUACCUAUCUGUGUUAUGUAAUAAAGGAAAAUAUACUCAAGUGCAGCACUGAGCAGCCAAAA